This is a messenger RNA of Adineta ricciae, 471 nucleotides long. The record is from the annotation of a GenBank genome assembly. Lineage: Eukaryota; Metazoa; Rotifera; Eurotatoria; Adinetida; Adinetidae.
AUGAGUGCUACAUCCACUGUUGCCGCUGCUGCCGCUGCUACCGUUGCUGCUUCUGCACGACCAAAUAAGCAGACAGCACUGAUUCAACGUCAGUUGGAGUUAUUACGGCAGACACCAUUGAAUUUUGUUCAAAACUUGAAUACAGAACAACAUGAUGGUACCAAUGAAGUGACUGGUAUCAUGACUGGACCAGAAAACAGUCCAUAUGCUGGUAAUCAGUUCGAUUUUAUUCUUCGAUUUCCACUCGAAUAUCCUUUCAAACCACCAGCAGUUCACUUCAUUACUCCGAUUAAUCAUCCCAAUAUCAGUUCAAAAGAUGGCUUUGCAUGUGAUGAUGUAUUAAUAGGAACAUGGACUACAAAAAUGAAUCUGAUUGAUGUAUUAAAUGGAACACAUUCACUAUUAGCGAACCCAAAUUAUGACAAACCAGUAGAUAGUAUUCCAUCCCCUGACAGCAAUAACCAGAAAUAG